GCCAUUAAAGAAAUGGGUUUUCUCCUUUUCUCCCUGGGGCCUGUUUUUUCUUCAAAAUUUUGAAUUGAACCAGGUCGCCCUUCUGAUUCGAUUAUCAUUUUCUUGGAGAUUUAGCCUUUAGGGAGGGAGAGUUACCGUUUCUUGGUUGUCAUCAUUUUUUCUUCAAAAAUAUCAUAUUUCAUUAGGAUCUUCUUUUCUUUUUGAAGUUUCCUGGGUGAUUCUUCUUCUCCUUCUUCUUGUAGUUGUUGUUCUAGUCAGAUUGUUGUUGUUGUUGUAUCAGAUGCGUGAUAGGCAUUUUCUGUCUCAUCUCUUCUUUUUCCAGGUGUUGUAGGUUGCAGUGUGGUUGCUAUGGCUGAGGGUGGGGGGGUAUCAUCAAAAGUUGAUAUAGCUUCUUUGAAAGAAACACUUUGUGCACAGCAAAAGCUUCUCCAGAGUCUUUACAGUGAAUUAGAUGUGGAAAGAGAAGCCUCGGCUAGCGCAGCUAGCGAGGCGUUGUCCAUGAUAUUGCGUCUCCAGGGGGAGAAGGCGACGGUGCAGAUGGAGGCGGAGCAAUACAAGAGGUUGGCGGAGGAAAAGAUGUGCCAUGCUGAGGAAGCGUUGGCGAUUUUUGAAGACCUUAUCUUUCAGAAGGAAAUGGAGAUAGCUGCACUAGAUUAUCAGGUGCAGGCUUAUAAGUACAAGCUGAUGAGCAUGGGUUGUGCUGAUCCCGGGGGCACUGAAAUCAAAUUUCCAGAACAUUUGUUGCAGUUGAACGAGACUGUGAUGGGAGAUGGGGGUCUUCAAAGCCUCUCGAGGAGGAAUUCUUUUCCGGUGUUUCCUCUCAAGUUAAGGAGGAGUGUUAAUGGAACGGAGAACUCUGCUAGCCCCGAGGUUGAGUUUAGCUCAAAGUUAGUCGAUGAGCGUGAGCAGAUAUGCCACGAGAUGAUGAUGAUGAACGAGCCUAGUUCAGAUGUGGAGAAAAAGACCGAGACCUCUGCUGCAGGAGGCAUCAAUUCAUACUGGGAACAGAUUAGAAAAUUAGACGAACGAGUGAAAUUGAUAGCCGGAGUUGGAUUUGGAGCUGCUGGUCACACUAAUUUGAGGCGUGACACGAGGUCUCCCUCACCAUUCUCCUCUCGAAGAGGCUCUACCUUUGAUCUAGCAAGAUUAGGGGGCGGAGGCGAUGUGGAUCAAAGUAGUAAGUUUCCUGGAAGUACUUCGGAAAAUGAAAACAAUACAGAUUUCCCUUGCUCCCCGAAUGUCCUUGAUGUUUUUGAAGUUCCUCAAACCGAUGAUAAGGAUACCAUAGAUGAAAUCCCAAUGCCGCCUAUCAAAAAUGAGGGGAAGAGGACUUCGCAGCAGGAUUGCGAUAGGAGGCUUGAAAAACCCGAUUCUUUCCCAAAGGAAUCUUUAAAUUUAUCCGAGAAAGACAGAAGGGAUUUGCUCAAGAGACUGCUGGCAUUUCCUCCACACCAAGAGAACAAUUCACGAAGACUAAGCCAAGAAAGCUCAGCUACUGUUAGCAUAAAUUUGGAAAACGUUCAGCCCACAACAGCAAGCGUUAACGCUGAUGAUUCACAAACGGAGGAGCUGCUUCCUCAGCCCGAUAGGCCAUCUGAGAUAAUCGAGGCCAGGAGAGAAUCAUCAUCGUCAUCAUCAUCAUCAUCAUCCUCUGAUAGAGAAGUAGUAAUGCUGAACUUGUUACGUGAGAUCAAAGAGCAACUUAAUUCGUUGCACACCGAGGUUACUAAUUUGAAAACCAAGAAGUCAUCUCCAUCUGAAGCAGACGAGCUAGCCCUAGUUUCUCUCAAGGAGGCAAUGUUUUACUUUUGGCUCUGAUAGAGUGAGCUAAAACCGCCCACUAGCUGCCACCGCCAAAGCAGAUGGAUCGCUGGACAAGCCAUAGAAACGGGUUGCUGGUUUUUGAGGUUGCCGGGUAGGCUGCUAUCAUGUAUGUUCAUCACAAUGACUCUCUUCUCUCUAUAUUAAUAGGGGCAGCAUGUAUAUGAUGUAAAGCCUGUGUGCCCAAUUUUUUUAUUUUUUUUUUGACCUAAUGGAAGAGUGUAAGCAUCCCUUCUUUAUUUGUUUUUUAUUAUCUAACAAGUCCUGUGAAAGUAUGAUCAGGAACUUGAAUUGCUGUCUGUCAAUGGGUUGAGUGUAUGUAUUGUUUUUGGAUAGAAGGAAGGAAGCUUUUACUCCUCCACUAUGAAGAUUAUUGUCAGAUUACAUAUAAUGUAAAAACUUAACUAUAUAUUCUUCAUUAACUAGCAAUAUACCCACUACUGUAGUUUCUGUAAACAAGAAUAUAUUUUGUGUAUAACAAGAGUGGGUAAUUAAUUCGUGGUUCAUCUGCACAAUUCACAAAUACUGUUGUGAAUAACUUUUGAGACUUUUCCUGGGUGUUUGGUACAAUGUAAUUGUAAUUUCUUCUAUGUUCA
Messenger RNA from Ipomoea triloba (trilobed morning glory), 2417 nucleotides. RefSeq lists its product as uncharacterized. Bases 349 to 1818 code for a protein of 489 amino acids. NCBI's taxonomy places the organism in Eukaryota, Viridiplantae, Streptophyta, Magnoliopsida, Solanales, Convolvulaceae. The record is from RefSeq and is a predicted model, not a curated record. The transcript has 3 exons.